AUGGCGCUCGACAAUUACUAUCGCAAUAAGAUCGAGAGCAUGAAGCUCGAGAUCAUCCAGGGUCAGGCUGUUUUACGGAGAUUGGAAGCACAGCGCAAUGAUUACAAUUCCCGGGUGCGGCUACUCAGAGAAGAGCUGGGCUUGCUCCAGCAACCCGGCUCUUACGUCGGUGAGGUGGUCAAGGUGAUGAGCACCAAGAAAGUUCUAGUCAAAGUACACCCCGAGGGGAAAUAUGUCGUGGAUAUUGCAGAUGGCGUCGAUAUUGCGAAGCUCACCGUCGGCAAACGAGUCGCCCUUCUUUCCGAUUCUUACAAGCUGGAGAAGAUGCUGCCAUCGUCGGUGGACCCGCUCGUCUCGCUGAUGAUGGUCGAAAAGGUGCCCGACAGCACUUACGACAUGAUCGGUGGUCUCGACCAGCAGAUCCAAGAAAUCAAGGAGGUCAUCGAGCUUGGACUGAAGCAUCCCGAGCUGUUUGAGUCUCUCGGUAUUGCACAGCCCAAGGGUGUUCUACUCUACGGCCCGCCUGGAACCGGUAAAACCCUUCUUGCCCGAGCGGUGGCCCAUCACACCGACUGCCGAUUCAUCCGAGUAAGCGGCUCGGAGUUGGUGCAGAAGUACAUCGGUGAAGGCAGUCGAAUGGUUCGCGAGCUGUUCGUAAUGGCUCGAGAGCAUGCCCCCAGCAUUAUCUUCAUGGAUGAGAUCGACAGUAUCGGAUCCAGCCGGAUAGAUUCAGCUGGGGGUGGUGACUCCGAGGUUCAACGCACGAUGCUGGAACUUCUCAACCAGCUGGAUGGGUUUGAGCCUACCAAGAACAUUAAGAUCAUCAUGGCCACGAAUCGUCUGGAUAUUCUGGAUCCGGCGUUGUUGCGCCCUGGUCGCAUCGACCGGAAGAUCGAGUUCCCGCCACCGUCGGUGGAGGCUCGUGCGGAUAUUCUCCGUAUUCACUCGCGAUCGAUGAACCUAACACGCGGUAUCAACCUGACGAAGAUUGCGGAGAAGAUGAACGGGUGUUCUGGAGCCGAGUUGAAGGGUGUGUGCACAGAGGCAGGCAUGUACGCUCUCCGCGAGCGACGGGUGCACGUCACGCAGGAAGACUUCGACCUGGCGACCGCGAAGAUUCUGAACAAGCAUGACGACAAGGAGGUGGCUGUGUCGAAGCUCUUCAAGUAA
Aspergillus campestris IBT 28561 is the source of this 1170-nucleotide messenger RNA. Its product is annotated as proteasome regulatory particle base subunit RPT6. Gene Ontology annotation, molecular function: ATP binding; ATP hydrolysis activity; proteasome-activating activity. The coding region runs from base 1 to 1170 and encodes 389 amino acids. The record is from RefSeq and is a predicted model, not a curated record. The transcript is spliced from 3 exons. Gene Ontology annotation, biological process: proteasome-mediated ubiquitin-dependent protein catabolic process. Gene Ontology annotation, cellular component: proteasome regulatory particle, base subcomplex. NCBI's taxonomy places the organism in Eukaryota, Fungi, Ascomycota, Eurotiomycetes, Eurotiales, Aspergillaceae.